GGAAGCUCCUAACUGGUGGUGGCGAUGUCUAGCCGGUCCAAGCGGCAGUCCCAUGGUUCCACCCGCGGAAAGCGUGAGUCCGAGUCUCGUGGCAGCUCGGGUCGCAUCAAGAAGGAGCGAGACCGCGAGAAGGAGCCCGAGGCGGCGAGCUCCCGGGGUAGCCCGGUCCGUGUGAAGCGGGAGGCCGAGCCGGCUGCGCGAGAGGUCCCGGCGGCCGCGCUCCCGGUCGUGCGGGUGAAGCGUGAGCGCGAGGCCGAUGAAGACUCGGAGCCGGAGCGGGAGGUGCGAGCAAAGAAUGGCCGAGUGGAUUCUGAAGACCGGAGGAGUCGUCACUGUCCGUACUUGGAUACCAUUAAUAGCUUAUCACCUUUUCCCGUCCCCACAGGCCGGGGCUUAAAGUCUCAUGCCUACAUCCACAGUGUCCAGUUCAGCCACCAUGUCUUCCUCAACCUCCACACUCUCAAGUUUUACUGCCUUCCUGACAACUAUGAGAUCAUCGAUUCCUCGCUGGAGGAUAUCACGUAUGUGUUGAAGCCUACUUUCACAAAGCAGCAAAUUGCAAACUUGGAUAAGCAAGCCAAAUUGUCCCGGGCAUAUGAUGGUACCACUUACCUGCCAGGGAUCGUGGGACUGAACAACAUAAAAGCCAACGACUAUGCAAAUGCUGUGCUGCAGGCUCUGUCAAACGUUCCUCCUCUUCGGAACUACUUCCUGGAGGAAGACAAUUACAAGAACAUCAAGCGUCCUCCGGGGGAUAUCAUGUUCUUAUUGGUCCAGCGUUUCGGAGAGCUGAUGAGAAAGCUCUGGAACCCCCGAAACUUCAAGGCACAUGUUUCUCCUCACGAGAUGCUUCAGGCUGUUGUACUUUGCAGCAAGAAGACUUUCCAAAUUACCAAACAAGGGGAUGGAGUUGACUUCCUGUCUUGGUUUCUGAAUGCUCUGCACUCUGCUCUGGGAGGUACCAAGAAGAAGAAAAAGACUAUUGUGAAUGAUGUUUUCCAGGGAUCAAUGAGAAUUUUCACCAAAAAGCUUCCUCAUCCUGAUCUGCCAGCGGAAGAGAAAGAGCAGUUGCUCCACAAUGACGAGUACCAAGAGACGAUGGUGGAGUCCACGUUCAUGUACCUGACGCUGGACCUUCCCACUGCCCCGCUCUAUAAGGAUGAGAAGGAGCAGCUCAUCAUCCCCCAGGUUCCACUCUUCAACAUCCUGGCAAAGUUCAACGGCAUCAUGGAGAAGGAAUACAAGACUUAUAAGGAGAACUUCUUGAAACGCUUCCAGCUCACCAAGCUGCCUCCGUAUCUAAUCUUUUGCAUCAAGAGAUUUACUAAGAACAACUUCUUUGUGGAGAAGAAUCCAACAAUUGUCAACUUCCCUAUCACAAAUGUGGAUCUGAGAGAAUACUUAUCUGAAGAAGUCCAAGCCGUCCACAAAAACACCACCUAUGAUCUCAUUGCCAACAUCGUGCAUGAUGGCAAGCCCUCUGAGGGCUCCUACAGGAUCCACGUGCUUCAUCAUGGGACUGGCAAGUGGUAUGAAUUACAAGACCUCCAGGUGACGGACAUUCUGCCCCAGAUGAUCACAUUGUCUGAAGCGUACAUUCAGAUUUGGAAGAGGCGGGACAAUGAUGAAACCAACCAGCAGGGGGCUUGAGUGCCUUGCUGGACUUUUACUCUCAAGGGCUAUGGCUGAAGAUGGUAAAUAAAAAUACUGAAGCUGUAGCUGAACACGGACUGACUGAAAGAAAGAUUCCUGCCCCACUCCAGUUUUUAAUGGAUUCUGGCUUCAUCACCACGAAGGAGCCUGUCUGCCCUGAUGUCCUGUGCUGUCUGUCUCUGGGAGCACAUUGUGGUUGACACUUCUUCCCUUUCAGCAUCAGUGGGCAGAACUCUUACAGAUGGAUGCCUUAUUUGAAUUGCUGCAAGUAUCAAAGAACAGAUAGUUUGGUAGAAACAUCAGGUCUGGAGACCCUAGGAAUAAACAUGAAGUCAGCAGCACCCUUCUGUCAUAGUUAGUGGCUUUCCUAGAGUUCCCUUCAUCUCCUCGUGGGACGUGUGGGAUGGAUUAAAUAUCCUCCUGUUUUUAAAUCAGGCUCUUGUUUCAUAUACACCAUUGAGGCUUGUUAAGGGUUUGUUUUCCUCUUAACUUUAUAUACUCCUGUCUGUAGUCUGUCAGCUUGUGGGUGGGUACCAUCCUUGUCUCUUCCUGUCAGCUUGUGGGUGGUAUGUCAUUUGGGGCGUAUUUGUCUCUAAGUCACAUAAUAUCUGGCUAAAAAUGAUAGGUUAUUGUGUCUACCCAGAAGGCUGACAGUGGGUGCUUUGUGCCGCCCCCGCCCCUCCCUUCCCCCCGGAGGCAGAGAAGUGGAAGCAUUGCAGCUUGAGCAGGUCUCGGCCAGGCUGAUGGGAAGCCCAAGGCAGGGGCUGACUGGCAGAGGAAUUGGGCAGAAAUGGCUUCUGUCAAGCUCAGUCACUGAGCAGUAACCUGGAAGGUUGGAGGUCUUGGGCCUGAUAUGUGGGCAAGCUGGCACACCAGUGGGCAGCAGGCAGUUCAUUACAGCAGCUCUCUUGGAAUUGGUUUGUUUCUUCUU
This is a messenger RNA of Mus pahari (shrew mouse), 2584 nucleotides long. RefSeq names its product ubiquitin specific peptidase 39 (gene Usp39). Gene Ontology annotation, biological process: protein deubiquitination; spliceosomal complex assembly; mRNA processing. NCBI's taxonomy places the organism in Eukaryota, Metazoa, Chordata, Mammalia, Rodentia, Muridae. Gene Ontology annotation, molecular function: cysteine-type deubiquitinase activity; zinc ion binding. The record is from RefSeq and is a predicted model, not a curated record. The transcript is spliced from 13 exons. The coding region runs from base 25 to 1650 and encodes 541 amino acids.